AGUCAACAGUCUUUGUGUCCUCUAGCUGCGACAAGUGCAUGUAUUUAUUUAUUGAAAAUUCAAUGGUUAGGACUACAAUACGGGAGUUGUUGAUAUUGGACUGUGUACCCAGUGUAUGAUUUUAUCUGCUUCUAUAGUUAUAUAUCACACGCAUAGUAGUAAUUUACUGAAAGCAUGAACCAAAAGUGAAUGAACUGCACAUCGAAGCAGACCCAGCAGUCAAGGAUAUUUACAUUGUCUUUUGGAUAUAUAUAUCUUAAACCUGAUUAGCUAUUGUCAGCUUAUCGUUGAUUUGUCAACUCUGUAAAUGGAAAAGGAUUUCAGUUUCUAUUUCGCCAAAUCCCUGCAUUUGCUUUCAUUACUUUCACUUUAACGGUGCAGAACGGGAGAGAUAAUGAAAGUAAAGUUACUGCAGACAUUAACACUAAAACAUGCUUAUCACCUCUCCAAUGGAGGAAGUGGAUUAGCAGCCUUAAUGGACCUUUGUAUAUAAGUGCCGCUGCUUCUCUGGAGUCUCUGAUAUGUGUGGAGUCUGUCAGCUUGACUUUGCAUCUUCAGUGUGACAGAGGCAAGAAAACUGGGUUACAGUUUAAUCAUAUAUACACCAUAAAAGUUUUAUGUGUGGCUUAUUUGUUGGUGCAGACAGUCAUGCAAUCUGCUCAUCACGGCUUGCAAUGAUUGAAAGUUACACAGAUUGGGCACAAAUUUCUAUGAAAAGGUAUGUUCCGUAAGAAACUAGAAGGAAUAGAUGUUGGUGGGCCAGGGCCAAAACGGGGCAAAAGUUCGCUGUUCUGUUGUUGUGUUCAGAAAUCACCUUCAUAUUGCGAUUCACUGACAACAAAUAAACAGGGAUCGGGAAGCAAUGAAAACACUGAGGGGACCCAUGUGACCCCUGAUCUCACCGAGGGAUCUCAAGUAACCCUUGACCCCAAAGAUGAUCCAGAUGGAAACCGGAAAUUGACAAAUGGGUCAUGUAAGGUCAAGGACAAAAGCAAAGAAAGUAAUGCCUAUGCCUAUGAUGACACCAGCUCUUCCAGUGACAGUGAUGAUGAAGUUCUGAAGCGUUACCAGGAAACUCUGAAGCAUAGAAACAGCAUACAUCGCUCUGACACGAAGCAUAGUGUGGCCAACUCCAAUAACAGUCAUACAGGGACAAGGAAGAAAAGUAGAACUUUUGAGAGUCAGGCUUCAUUGAUCAAAGAAAAGGAGACCCCCAGCCCCGGGGUUUUGUCCAGUGGUGAGGAAGAUGGGGGUACAGUGAGUCCUGAGAGGGUCAGGCCAGACGUAGCUCAGGGUGAGGUGAGGGGGUCCCAGGAGUCCCUUACCCCCUCUAACACAGGGUCACAGCAGCAGCUGGUGUUUGAGAACAGGGCGUACGACCAGGAGGAGAAGAUGUCGUCCACAGAGGAGGGGUUGUCUGUACGCAGCGAGAGCUUGUUACCGGGGGCAGAGGAUGAUGAGCAUCUGUUUGAUGUGAGUGACAUGGACAGAGAGGAACCCUCGCUGAUCUCUAAAUGUGGGAGCCUGGAGAUGACCUUCAAGUACGACCCCAAUAAGGCCAAGAUGGCCAUCACGAUCCACCAGGCUCAGGAUAUUCCCAGUAAGGAGAGGGGCGGGGCCAGCAGUACACAGGUCAGGAUCAUGCUACUCCCCACCAAGAAACAGCGCUACAAAACCAAGGUCAAAACAGGCGAAAACCCCGUCUUCAAUGAGAACUUUGUCUUCAACAAAAUUCCACAGGAGGAAGUUUAUGAAAUGGGAAUGCGAAUCCGUUUAUAUGGAAUGGAGAGGAUGCGUAGAGAACGCAUGAUUGGAGAGACAAUUAUUGGAUUCGCUUCACUGAACCUUGACGUAACUUCUACACAUUGGAUCAUUCUGGAGCCCAGAAGUAACCUUAGUGCAGGAGACUCGAGAUUUGACGUCUCAAGUCUAUCUCGCAGUGACAGCGCUUCGUCCACUCAGUCCAUGCAGCAUGGAGGAAUGCCCGAGCUCUUACUGGGUCUGUCUUAUAAUGGGACAACAGGACGACUACAGGUGGAGGUCAUCAAGGGAAGUAACUUCAAGAAUAUGGCCAUGACUCGACCACCAGUGCUGCUAAAAUCUUCAGCUCAGAAUGUAAAAAAGCUAGAUACAUACGUGAAAUUGACCUUGAUGUCCCCCACUGGACAGGAAGUGGCCCGGAGUAAGACGUCCGUUCGACGUGGUCAGCCAAACCCGCUAUUUAAGGAAGCCUUCAUGUUCCAGGUGGCGUUGUUUCAGUUGGCGGAGGUCACGCUGAUGGUGUCUGUGUAUAACAAGCGUAGCAUGAAGAAAAAGGACAUGAUUGGAUGGUUUGCUUUGGGUCUAAACAGUAGUGGGGAGGAGGAACAGUCUCACUGGACAGACAUGAGAGAAUCCAAGGGGGACCAGGUAUGUCGCUGGCAUAUACUUCUGGAGUCUUAAUCAGGACUUAGGGGCACUAAGUUCUGUCAGUAGCACAUACUUUUGGAGUCCCAGGACUUAGGGGAACAGAAACAUUGGUCUGCGUCAGAUUGGAGAAAUAAACUGGAUGAAGACAUCUAACUGCAUCCAUUUUUUGUGCUCACCUACUUGUACUUGUUAAAUUUAUGAUGUAUGGUUAUGGUUGACUACUAAUCAUGUUCAGUUUUAGUUAGAAUAUUUUUAGUUGAUAAGAUGAUGUACUUACAUUGAAAGAAAGCUCUGUAUGAUAUUACUUAAAAAAUAUUCUAUUAUGCUAAUAUUUACUUUAUGGUAAAUUCUUUUUUGCUGUGAAAAAUAAAAUGAUAAUCCUUCAGAAAAGACCAAAGAAUCUCAGAGGUAAAGAAAUAUGUGUUCAUAUUGUAUUUUUUAUUUUACAUUUCUAUCUUUACCCAUCUUACAUUUUUUUAAAAUUAAUAUUUUUAAUUGUAAUUUCAUCUUCACAUUAAUUGGUGUCCACUUUCAUUAGAAUUUCCUUCUUGUUUUCAAGUCAGCAGUAUUAUCUCGGCUACAGUGUAUUGAUGACAAUUGUUGUAUAUCUUCGUAUAUUUCUGUACUUAACAAUGUCCCCUUUCCUAAUACUCUAGCAUGCUUAAUCAUGAUGUUUGGUCCAAUUUGUAUUUUAAGAAUCAUAAUGAUAUAUCUACCUACCAUAACUUAAUUUCAUCUUAGGGGUUGAUGAUGUUUUAAGUUGUCUAAAAAAUACUUGUUAUGAUGAAGUUAUGUAUUUUGUUUAUUUUUAAGACAAGUUAUUGUUGUACUAAAAGUUUUGACUUUGUCUGUUUGUUUGUUAUUUCACUGGUUGUAUGUGAUACAUGUAUGUAUACAAUGUAAAUCCUGAAAUCCAAAUUCUCUUUACCUCCAUUAAUCGUUUUGUUAUAUUAUUUUCCUUUAUUCUUGCUGUUUUCUUUCUUUGCAGAGGCCCUUUUUUGUUGUUGUUUUCUUUUUAAUUUGUUAAUUUACUUUUUUAAAAAAAGAUAUUAACAAAAAAAAAACUGUUAGAAACUGUGUUUAGAAUCUUUUUUAUUAAUUGAAUUAAUCUUCAAGUAUUAUUGAUAAGUUUCAGAUGAGUUCGUCUUUGAGAGAUAUAGUACUACAUUGGCAUAAUAUUUGUGUAAUCUCCCUUUAUUAGGAAUGGAGAAUUGUACAUUUAUCUGACCCUUAAAAAUUAGUAUUUUUUCUGAAUAUUUUUAGAGGGUAAAAGGCUAGAAAUAUUUUGCUUGAUUUUUGUUUCGAAAGAAUCGUAAAAAUAUUCAGAUUCAUAUUUUAAAUUUUCAUUAGAAAAAUGUCCCAUAUUUUGCAUAUUUGAUCACACCAUUCCGUUGUUCCAAGUUUUGCAUAAUAAUAUACAUUGUAUUACCAAUUAUGUUACGCAUUCUUUAUAGAUACGUUUAUUUAUACAUUCCUUAUAUUAUCUGUUAUAUCUUUGUUAGUUAUAAAAAAUGUAUUAUUUUUUGUUACAGGUAAUUAUAUAGUGCAAAUAUUGUUUUUAAUUUUGGUUGUGAAUAUAUCUUUUUUGUGGCAGGGUUGUUCACAGUUGUUACUUAAAUCUUAGAAUAGUUGGUUAAGGUGAAAGUACCACUUAUUUUCAGAAAUGUCAAAUUUCAUUCCUAUUAUAUAAUUAGAACAAUUUUUUACAUUUACAAAAAGAUUUCAAAUAUUAACUUCAGUAUCUUUGAUCAAUUUGAGUGGUAAAAUUGAAAAUUGACAGCACAGAUAUUGUAUGUGAAAGGUGCUGAUUAUUCAGUUAAUAAUACUGUGCACAUUUGUACCAGGGUAUUGUCAUUCCUAGGGUUUGCAGUAAAUAAUAUUUCAUUCAUAAAUUGUUCAUGCAGAACUGAUAACAAUAUUAAAUGGAAUAUUCAAUAAAGUUUGAAAAAGCAA
Saccostrea cuccullata (small rock oyster) is the source of this 4362-nucleotide messenger RNA. Its product is annotated as synaptotagmin-14-like. Bases 721 to 2442 code for a protein of 573 amino acids. Lineage: Eukaryota; Metazoa; Mollusca; Bivalvia; Ostreida; Ostreidae. The record is from RefSeq and is a predicted model, not a curated record. The transcript is spliced from 9 exons. Gene Ontology annotation, molecular function: phospholipid binding.